AUGAGCUUGGAGUGUUUGGGGAACCUUUUGCGUAUAACACUGAGUGCAGAAUACUUUGAGGGCAAAUACUUAUCUUUUUCUGUUGUUGAUCAGUCUGGUCUGGCCUGGGAGCUAGAUGAAGCCAUGGCAUCACAGUGUGGCUACACAGUAACUUACAGUAACUGGAGUAACAUUGAAUUUCAUGCUUCUGCACUAAGCUGUCAUUCUCGCUUAGAGAAAAACGUAUUCAUAAUAACUACACAAAUCAAAGCAUCUCAUACCCCUGAUAUGAAAAACGCUACAACCCAUCUGAAGACUGCAAGUUGCUAUUAUGGUCCAUGGAGUCCAAGAGAGUUGCUAUGUGAAAGUAACUACAUGGAGGUUUCUGUCAGGAGAGAGAUUCCUCAGACACUAGAAGACUUCAUUCAAGAUGAACCUGAGGGCUGGACUCUUGCCUUUCCAGAGGCAGAAGCAAGAGAAGCCUCAAUAUGGCAAAUAGUGUUUCAUCAGCCAGAAGAAAAAAAAGCUCUGGUUGUGAGAGAUGCUUGGAGUGCAGGGUAUGGAUUCAACAUCACAGACACCAGGGUUCUGCUGCGAAUACCAUACACUGCUGCACAAAUCCAGCUGGCCCAGGAUCAGGGGAUUACCUUUUCUGCAGUGAGAUCAAGUACAUUUUACAAACAGAGAUGGAUGAUCCUGAUGGUGGAUACUGCUGUGGCAUGUCCUGUAGAUGGUGUGGACUACAGUAACAAAACAAUCAUCUGGACUGUUCCAAAAUAUAUUGAACUGCUUUCUGCUGGAGCAACUAGCUUUAAGGAUGUACUUGUUGAAGCUGGUGUGGGUCUACACAAACUCUCUGCUGAAGAAAUGGCUUCUAGGAAAUUUGUGUUAUUAAAUGAUUUAAAUGCAAUUACAAUGAAGAUACCAAUAGGUGCAGAAGGUGGCUAUUACAAGACUUCUGUGAACAGUGGACAGCAUGGGGUAAAAUACACCAUCAACCUGUUCUUGGAACAUCAGUGGGAAGAUGACAAAUGGGGACUAACCAAACAUACUAUCAUCAAGGAAAUAGAAACACCAUUUGAACAAGUAGAACUUGCUAUUACCAACAACACAAAUCUGAGCGCGAGGUUAAUGAACGUGACAGUGGGAACGUUCCUCCCAGAUGUGGAGCUUGUGAACUUAACCAUUGAGGGGGCAACUGUUGCUGUACCUGCAGCUGUUCAGCGUGGAUAUCUAACGUAUGAGAUCAGACACGCUAAUGGAAGCAAAGCCUAUGUGAUACAAGUCCCACUUGAUGCACCAGGCAUUAAGAAAGAGUACAUGAAAGCAGACCUGAGAGCAUACACCCUGAAUGUCACUCUUGGAUUCAUAACCCAUCCAACAAGUGAGACCUUCGCUGUCACAGUUAUAACAGUGUCAACUGUUACAGAUGCAGUACUGCCCAGUGCAAGGGGAUUUUGUGAUGGGAAGAACCUCCAUCUCAUUAUCACUCAUGGGAAUGUGGACCAAAACUGGCUGCCUUUCAUCUCAGACUGGCACCUGACCCCAGAAGCUGCAGAAAAGCACCACUAUGGCCUGAGGGACAACGGCACUCACCUAGCAAUCACUGUUCCUUUCCUUUCUUCCCAUGUGAACUACGAGGAUUUUAAUACCUCUGGAAUAAAGACUUCACUCCAAUUAACCUUGAAGGAUGACAUCACCUUGGCUAAUAGGAGGGACUUCUCAAUUUCCUGCAUGUUUUCACCUUCAGAGCUAAUACAGUGCCUGCCCAAUGGCACUGUGGUUAUUAGUGCAGUAAAGCUGGUAGAAUUUGGAGACCUGGAUACCAGCCUGUUUGUCUUGAGGGACAGACAGUGCAAACCCAGUCUAGUGACAGAGAAGACAGCAACCUUCAAGUUCAAUGUGAACACUUGUGGAACAAGUAGAAAGUUCAGUAGCACAGCUAUGACAUAUGAAAACGAUGUACUCUAUUUCAGACCUGGCAAUGAUGCACCAGUAUACCAACUGAGAUUUGUAUGCUGGUAUGCAAUCAAGCAAACCAUUGACAUCCAAUAUGAAUCUAAGAAGAAUCCACCACCCAGCAUUAAGCCAGGGUUUGGCUCUCUUACUCUUUCAUUGAAGCUCUUCAAAGAGAAAUCCUAUUUGGAGCCUUACCAGGAGUCAGAAUAUCCUGUGAUAAAAUACCUGAGGGAGGCAUUGUAUUUUGAAGUUGAACUGCUCCAGCCUAAAGAUGCAAGACUGGAGUUAAGCCUGGAUGACUGCUGGGCUACGAAAUCUCAAAGCCAGGACAGCCUUCCACAGUGGCCUAUCCUUAUAAAUGGGUGUGAAAAUAAUGAAGACUCCUACAGAACUGUCUUCCACAAAGUUAAUUAUACCUUCAGAGUAACACUUCCUCAGCACCUAAAGAGAUUUGAAGUGAGGAUGUUCACCUUUCUACAGGGCACAAAUCUGUCACAGGAGCAGCUGUAUUUCCACUGCAGUGUGGUGAUCUGCAGCACAAUGCAAAGGCCUUCAAGCUUUGUUUGUCCAUGGAGAUGCAAUCCCGGGUUACACAGACUUGGUGAAUACACUCUGACGGAGACUAAACAAGAACUAUUUAGUUUUAUGAAGUUGCAGUUAGGUGGCCUAAGCAAGCGCAGCAUGCCCAGACUUACAACUGAAGACAUCUCAGAAGUACCUACUGGGAAAAUAUAUUGA
Merops nubicus (carmine bee-eater) is the source of this 2676-nucleotide messenger RNA. RefSeq lists its product as uncharacterized. The coding region runs from base 1 to 2676 and encodes 891 amino acids. The transcript has 19 exons. The record is from RefSeq and is a predicted model, not a curated record. Lineage: Eukaryota; Metazoa; Chordata; Aves; Coraciiformes; Meropidae.